AUGUGGGAUCCCAGCAGUUCUGCUGGGCGGCGACGGCAGAACGUAGCCGCUAUUGGUAUAUCGGCGGUUUGGAUAUCCAGAGCUGGAUUUAUCACCGGUAUUGGAUUUAACCAACUGUACCAAUCCCCAUCGUGGUAUAACGACGAGGAGGAUGGCAAGCACAAGGGCGAAGACAUCCAGGAUGCUGCCAAUAUCCGAGACUGGGGGUGGCGGGUGGUUCUCUUCCAGGCCGAGGUUAUCAAUCCUAGCGUUCUGUACGGCUGGAAGGCACGCUUUGAUUCUAUUCCAGAAUUCUUGGAUUGGUAUGCCAGCUGGCUGGACCAUCUCGAUGCACAGGGGUUGCUUUCUCUGCGGCGCCACUCUGUAGGCUGUGAGACGGACUGCGAGUCGGACUGUGAGGAUCAUGCCACAGGGGCCUAUGCAGAGAAUUGCUAG
Penicillium hordei is the source of this 435-nucleotide messenger RNA. RefSeq lists its product as uncharacterized. The coding region runs from base 1 to 435 and encodes 144 amino acids. The transcript has 2 exons. The record is from RefSeq and is a predicted model, not a curated record. NCBI's taxonomy places the organism in Eukaryota, Fungi, Ascomycota, Eurotiomycetes, Eurotiales, Aspergillaceae.